AUGGUCCAAGCUCAAUAUGACGACCUUGCUGCACGAUGCAUAAACUAUUCGCCGCCCCCAGAUAUCGAUUCCAUCGGUCCCAAGGCUACUGGUUCUGAGGAUCCCAUUACCUUUAUGAAAGGUCAUCUAAAGGAAGUUGAGGAGGCUUAUGCAAUGGAACGGAAAAGAUUGUUGCAGCAAGAGAAGGACCUUGACUUCACUUCAAGAUGCUGUGCAAAUGCCACGGAACGCGAACAGUUAGUUGACCAAAUGUUCCGCGAUUUUCGUGAGCGAGACGAGCAAAUGUUCAAGAGCCAACCACCGCGACCAGGCCACGGUGGACAGCAGCAUCACAGAUUUUCAGGGGAUCACUACUUAUCAAAUGUUGACCUUAUUCCAAAAACAGCUCUAUAUCAUGUGGCAAAACAAUUUCCAAAGGGGGCUCACCUCCACGUUCACUUCAAUGCUUGCUUACCACCAAGUUUUCUAUUAGACCUGGCAGCAAAAAUGGACAGGAUGUUCAUCACCGGCGAUGUUGCCUUGACCCCAGCCAACCUUCAAAAGUGCCAGAUACAGUUCUCCAUCAAAAGCGAAGAAGAUGAGAAAGUCGUGUCUGGUCCCAAAAAAAUCUUUUCGGAAGAUUGUAACGGUGACCGCGGCUGGUCCAUGAAACUAAGUAAAUUCUUGGAACAAUCCAAAGAUCACUUCAGUGGCCUGGAACCAAUGAAGUGGUUGCAGACGAAGGUCGAAUUUGAUGAGGAGGAGGCUCAUGAUUUGCCACAGACUGUAGAAGGGGCUUGGGAACUGUUUAAUAAGAGAACGAGGUUGAUGAAAGGGCUGUUUAAUUACGAAAAAGCCUUUCGAGCGUACAUCCAAGCGUUUUGUCAAGACCUUGAGGAAGACAAGAUUUUGUAUGCAGAGGUUCGAAUAACUUUCAUGGAAAGCAACUACCUCUUCUCCGACGAUGGGAAACAGCGGAAGGAUAAUGUUGAAAUCAUGCGCAUUUUUGCCGAGGAAUUGGACAAGUUCAAGGCUAACUUGACGGAUGAGACUGCGUUUCAUCACGUCAAAGUCAUUUACUGUACACCUCGAUCCAUGGACCCAGAAAAGAUCCAGGCCGGGUUGGAAGAGUGUAUCAAACUCAAGGAAACGUGGCCCGGACUAAUUGCAGGCUACGAUGUGGUCGGGCAGGAAGGGCCAGCGAAGCUUGUGAGCUAUCCCCUCAAGAAGUUCGCUCCCCAGUUUUUAUUAUUCAGAAAGACGUGCCGGAUGAAAGGUCUCGAUAUACCCUUUCUGUUUCACUGCGGAGAAACGCUCGAGACAGGGACGAGUACGGAUGGCAACCUGGUGGACGCGGUGCUCCUAGGUGCAAAGCGCAUUGCUCAUGCCUUUGCACUGACAAAGCAUCCACACAUGAUGCAACUGAUGAAGGCCAAAGGCGUCUGCGUGGAGCUAUGUCCAAUUUCGAACGAGGUCUUGGGCCUCACGCCUCGAGUGGCUGGUCACUCAAUGUAUUCUCUCUUGGCGAAUAACGUUCAUUGCACUAUCAAUUCCGACAACGGAACCCUGUUUCGAUCCUCCUUAUCACACGACUACUACCAAACCAUGGUUGGCAGAAAUGAUCUCGGGCUUUUCGGGUUGAAACAGUUGUCGUUGUGGAGUAUUCAACACGCUUGCUUGGAAGAUGAUGAGAAGAAGCAGCUGCUUGAGAAAUGGGAAGAGCAAUGGGCAGAUUACCUGGUGCGGAUGACAGACAAACCUGAUUCCCUGAUGAUGCCAGGGGAAAUGGACGAAAGCCCAGCGAAGUAA
Molecule: messenger RNA, 1788 nt
Organism: Metarhizium album ARSEF 1941
Lineage: Eukaryota; Fungi; Ascomycota; Sordariomycetes; Hypocreales; Clavicipitaceae
Product: adenosine deaminase
Exons: 4
Coding region: 1-1788 (595 amino acids)
Biological process (GO): adenosine catabolic process; inosine biosynthetic process
Molecular function (GO): adenosine deaminase activity
Source: RefSeq, a predicted model, not a curated record